Messenger RNA from Apis laboriosa (Himalayan honeybee), 807 nucleotides. RefSeq names its product baculoviral IAP repeat-containing protein 5 (gene Det). The record is from RefSeq and is a predicted model, not a curated record. The transcript has 4 exons. NCBI's taxonomy places the organism in Eukaryota, Metazoa, Arthropoda, Insecta, Hymenoptera, Apidae. The coding region runs from base 323 to 775 and encodes 150 amino acids.
AUGUUGUGAACGUCUAUUCGCUGCGUCUGAUCCGUGAUAUUGAAUCUGUUCUAUGCUUGUCCGAUCUGUGGACAAGGGAUACGUGAUUGAUUGACUUUAUUUUAUACGUACGUAUCGUAUACACGUCUAUUGUCCGUUAGUAUUCAACGCGAGUGAAUAAAAUAAUUUUUAUCGGUAAUAAGCGCAACGAUCGAUGUAGAUUGCAUCACUUGCGAUGUGUGUUUAAAAAGGACGCCAUUGAUUUCACCGUAACGAUAUUUAUACUUGCGUAUUUAUCGUGAAUGUGUUUUAUUAAAGAUUGAAAUUAUUUUAUUUUAAAAUUAUGGAUUUAUUACCAGAACAUAAUUCGACGUUUUGGAAAAUUGGUAGAUUAAAAACGUUUGAAGAUUGGCCGUUUCAAUCUUCUGACAAUUCGUGCAAUCCCGAGCGAAUGGCUGCUGCUGGUUUUUAUGUAGUGGGUGGUAAGAAAGAACCCGAUUUGGUUGAAUGUUUUAUUUGUUCCAAACAACUUGAUAGUUGGGAUCCGGAUGAUGAUCCCUGGAAUGAACAUAUGAAACAUGAGUCGCAAUGUUCCUUUAUUAGAUUGGGAAAAUCGGAUGAGACUACUUGGACUGUGAAUGAAUUAUUCGAUUUGUUUAAAAGAUAUAUGGUUAAGGAAUGCAUACACGAAUUGGACGAAGCUGUAACUAAAGCGAAAGAAGAAAGUACACGAUUGGUACGUGAAAUACCUCAUAUUUAUAAGAAAGUAAAGAAAGGAAAGAAAAUAAAAAAUUAAGAGUAUACUCUAAAAAAUAAGAAAUAAUAAAA